Molecule: messenger RNA, 345 nt
Organism: Sugiyamaella lignohabitans
Lineage: Eukaryota; Fungi; Ascomycota; Dipodascomycetes; Dipodascales; Trichomonascaceae
Gene: DID2
Product: Did2p
Exons: 1
Coding region: 1-345 (114 amino acids)
Biological process (GO): protein transport; late endosome to vacuole transport; endosome transport via multivesicular body sorting pathway
Cellular component (GO): ESCRT III complex; multivesicular body
Source: RefSeq, a predicted model, not a curated record
AUGAGACAGGUGACAGGCAGCAUGGCUACCGUAGUUCACGGCAUGGAUAAGGCCAUGGAGAGCAUGAAUACAGAAAAGAUUUCCUUAGUAAUGGACAAGUUUGAGAGCCAAUUUGAAGAUCUCGAUGCCACAGCUCAGUACUAUGAGAAUGUAGCGUCUAGUGCCAAUGCAGUUUCCACGCCACAGGAAGAUGUUGACCUCCUUAUGCAGAAGAUUGCUGACGAAGCUGGACUUGAGCUUCGCCAAGAUCUCGAUUCCAAGGAGACACCCCAGACCACUCGGGUUGAUGCCAUUGAACAAGUUGAAGACAGCUUGAAUGAACGACUUAAAGCAUUACGUUCUUAA